This is a messenger RNA of Xyrauchen texanus (razorback sucker), 2786 nucleotides long. Its product is annotated as nonsense-mediated mRNA decay factor SMG8-like. The transcript is spliced from 4 exons. The coding region runs from base 24 to 2780 and encodes 918 amino acids. NCBI's taxonomy places the organism in Eukaryota, Metazoa, Chordata, Actinopteri, Cypriniformes, Catostomidae. Gene Ontology annotation, biological process: nuclear-transcribed mRNA catabolic process, nonsense-mediated decay. The record is from RefSeq and is a predicted model, not a curated record.
CCUGUGUCCUGUGUCCAGCCACGAUGGCGGUGCCCAUGAACAUCGGCGCACUCUUGCAAUCAGAAAUAAUAGAAGACGCUCUCGACAAAGAGGAAGGCGUUUGUGUAUUGGGAAUAUUUGGGAAAAGUGCAAUGCAACCGGGAUCAGCAAAAGAUGCUCUUAUAAACACAUUAGCAGACAAACACAUUUUCUCUAUCUUUGGGAGCGACGACACUGACAACCUGGGUGGAGGCGCAUCUAUCCAGGCGUAUUAUAACCAGGAGAACCGUGUACUGUAUCUGGUAUUAACAUCUGUUUUUGAUAACCGCCAGCUUAUUCGGGCGUGUGAGUCGUUGACGGUGGGUUUGGGUUACGCGGAAGCGCAUGAGUUUUGGAAGGCGGCAGAGAAAGACCACUGUUUGCAGCUGCUGUAUCUGUUCUCGUUGUGCCAUGUUCUUUUGCUGGUGCAUCCCACAUGUUCGUUUGACGUUACUUACGAUAGAAUGUUUCGCGCUUUGGACGCGCUACGUCAAAAAGCGCUUCCGCUGAUGCGCGCCGCGAUCAAAGAUUCGCCCGUAUCAAAAGAAUGGAAGUUAAACUGUCGGCCGUGUCCUCCGCGCUUGCUGUUCGUGUUCCAGAUGAAUGGCGCGCUCAGAAUCAGUUCCUCUGGCAUGGGUGGGAAUGGCACGGAUGGCUCUGGGGGGGAUAAACCAAAAAAACACUCUCCUAGAAGGCGGCUACAGCAUGCACUGGAGGAUCAGAUAUACAGGAUAUUCAGAAAAAGUCGUGUACUUACCAACCAAAGUAGUAACUGUCUAUUUACAGUGCCUGCCAACCAGGCUUUUGUUUAUGUAGUGCCAGGACCAGAUGAGGACCCCAUCAGCUCUCUGCUGGGACACCUGCGGUCCAACUGUGUCCUGAGAGAGAAUGAAGGUGGCACACCUGUACCCGGGCAAAGGCGCUACCAACAGAUGCGCCACUCUAAUAGACAGCCGUCUUUUAAUGUGGAAAGCAGUAGCCUGUCUUCAGGGGGUCAGUUAGUGGACUGCACUUUGAAGGAGUUUCUUUGGCAGCAUGUGGAGCUGGUGCUGAAUAAGAAAGGCUUUGAUGACAGUGUAGGUCGCAAUCCACAGCCCUCGCACUUCGAGUUGCCCACUUAUUCCAAAUGGGUGCAUGUUGCAUACAAACUUUACCAGGUCAUGAUGGAGAACAGUGAAGAUGAAGCAGUGGAGCUCUCCCUCAAGGUGCAGGGGCAGCUCAAAGUACUGGAGGGAUUUCUUGACGCAGAUGCGAAGUUCUCGGAAAACAGAUGUCAGAAAGCUUUGCCCUUGGCUCAUAGUGCGUACCAGUCAAACCUUCCCCAUAAUUACACCACAACAGUGCAUAAGAACCAGCUAGCACAGGCAUUACGAGUGUACAGCCAGCAUGCAAGGGGAGUCGCCUUUCAGAGAUAUGCCGUACAGCUUCAUGAAGAUUGCUACAAAUUCUGGAGUAAUGGACAUCAGCUCUGUGAGGAGCGCAGCCUGACAGAUCAGCACUGCGUGCACAAAUUUCAUCUGCUGCCAAAGCCAGGGGAGAAGCCAGAAAUGGACCACAACCCACCUAUUAUGUACCACAAUAGCAGAGGUCGGUCAACAAGUUCUUGUAACUGUGGCAGGAAGCAGUCUCCCAGAGAAGAUCCAUUUGACAUCAAAGCUGCCAACUAUGACUUUUAUCAGACGCUUGAGGAGAAAUGCUGUGGUAAGCUGGAGAGGAUACAUUUCCCUGUGUUCCAAGCCAGCACACUUGACCCAGCCCCUGCCAGUGAUGAGGUGCCCAGACCUGGAGAGGUACCUCCAUCAGUGGAAGCUGAUCGUCUAAAGGAAAAAGAGACUAGUACUCACACUCCUGGUGAUAGCACAAGCCUGAGCCUCGCUCUUAGUUUGGGGCAGUCUACUGACAGCCUUGGAACAUUUGGUGAUGGAGCGGAAGGACAGGAGAAGAGACCAAGCUUGGUGGACAGACAGCCUUCCACCGUUGAGUAUCUCCCUGGCAUGUUUCAUUCUGGCUGCCCCAAGGGACUGUUGCCUAAGUUCUCAAGUUGGUCUCUUGUUAAACUUGGUCCAGCUAAGGCUUACAACAGCCUCACUGGUUUAGAGCAACCUGGAUUUCUCCCUGGCUCUGCUUUUCUGCUGCCAUGGGAUGUUGUCAUACGUAGCCGGUCAGAGGAAGAAGUGGGAUCGAUUGAGCCUCUGGAUGGAGGACCAGCCUCGUGGCCAGCCCCAAAUAAAGCAUCUGCUGGAAAGCGUGGCAGUGCCGGGGGAAUAGGACGAGGACGCAGACGGGACGAUGUUGCUCGUGCAUUCGUUGGAUUUGAGUAUGAGGACAGCAGAGGGCGCCGUUUCCUUAGUUCUGGCCCUGAUAAAGUAGUGAAAGUGCUUGGGCAAGGUGGGCCAAAGGAACCAGCUAGCAGAUGCUUGAAUUCAGACAUGCCUUUGUACAUUACCUCUCCAGCGCAAGGUCGAGGUAUCAAGCCACACUAUGCUCAGCUGGCUCGUCUUUUCAUUGUGGUCCCUGAUGCUCCUCUUGAAAUUACUCUUAACCCACAGGUCCAGCCAGGCCCCCUGCCAUGUCCCAUUUUCCAUCCAGAGCAGCCUGAGGUUGUGCUGCCCCCUGAUGGACUCUGGGUGCUACGCUUCCCUUAUGCCUACGUGACAGACCGAGGACCCUGUUACCCUCCCAAGGAGAACCAGCCACUGGCAAACUUCAGGGUGCUGAGAGGCGCUCUACGUGCCAACACAACUAGUUCAACUCCACAAUAGCAAAAA